GAUCAGCGGUCAGCAACGCCAGCGAGCAUCUCUCAGAAGAACCGAAGUCAUGUUGAAGUCUGUGAGUCGCGCGGUUCAGCUCGCGGCGCGUCUGUCCAGCAGGAGCUCCGCGUCCACGCGCGCGAUCAGUCCCGCGCCGCGUCUCAGCAGAACCUUCAGCCGGUCCAUCUGGAGCCUGAGCGGCAGCAGCGGCGCGUCGUCGGGGUCCAGGCCGAGGCUCCUCACUGCGACGCGGGCGCUGCCCACACUGUCCUGCGGCUGCGGGAGUCUGCACACCGAGGGCGAUAAAGCGUUUGCAGAGUUUCUCUCUGAUGAAAUCAAAGAAGAGAAGAAGAUCCAGAAGAGCGCGAGUCUUCCUAAAAUGUCCGGCGGGUGGGAGCUGGAACUGAACGGCACAGAAGCGAAGCUCAUCCGCUCGCUGGCCGGAGAAAAAGUCACCAUCACGUUCAAUGUGAACAACAGCAUCCCGCCACAGCUGGAGGAGGAGCCCGAGCAAACGCAGAAGGGUCAGGAGGAAGAGCCUGACAUCGUCUCGACGCCCAAUUUUGUGGUUGAGGUGACCAAACAGGGUGCAAAGAACUCACUAGUGUUUGACUGUCAUUUCCCCGAGGACGAGACCAGUCAUGGUGAGGGCGAGGAGGAGAGCGACAUCUUCUCCAUCCGAGAGGUCAGUUUCCAGCCCGAGGGCGACACGGACUGGAAGGAAACCAGUUACACGCUCAACACAGACUCUCUGGACUGGGCCCUGUAUGAUCAUCUGAUGGACUUCCUAGCGGACCGUGGCGUGGACAACACGUUUGCGGACGAGCUGAUGGAGAUGAGCACGGCGCUCGAGCAUCAGGAGUACAUCAAGUUCCUGGACGAUCUCAGCGCUUUCGUCAAAUGCAAAUAAUCUGUGAUACUUCUGAUGACAGAUGAAGAUGAAGGCAGAACAGUUUUGUAUUUAAUUUUAUAUCAUUUUUUCAAGUUAUGUGCACACCGGUUCAAAUGUCAGAUGGCUUUACAGGUCGAGAAUGUGAACUAAACAUCUGUGAGAAAUAAAACUGAGAGGAAAUAUUGA
Molecule: messenger RNA, 1060 nt
Organism: Rhinichthys klamathensis goyatoka
Lineage: Eukaryota; Metazoa; Chordata; Actinopteri; Cypriniformes; Leuciscidae
Gene: c1qbp
Product: complement component 1, q subcomponent binding protein
Exons: 6
Coding region: 50-892 (280 amino acids)
Biological process (GO): cytosolic ribosome assembly
Cellular component (GO): mitochondrial matrix
Source: RefSeq, a predicted model, not a curated record